Molecule: messenger RNA, 1947 nt
Organism: Styela clava
Lineage: Eukaryota; Metazoa; Chordata; Ascidiacea; Stolidobranchia; Styelidae
Product: cytochrome P450 2H2-like
Biological process (GO): xenobiotic metabolic process
Cellular component (GO): intracellular membrane-bounded organelle; cytoplasm
Molecular function (GO): heme binding; steroid hydroxylase activity; iron ion binding
Source: RefSeq, a predicted model, not a curated record
GCAAGACUCUUUGAUUGCAAUAAACAAACAUGUCGUGGACAGAUUGCUGUGACUGUACCUCAACUAUAUUUGGUGUGGCUGCAUUUGCUUUAUGCUGGUACAUUUUCAAGAGACCAAAGAACUUUCCACCAGGCCCACACGGGCUUCCUUUAGUUGGUUACGCUCCGUUUUUGACCAACAAUAUGGCGGAUGAUUUCAUGAAAAUGAAAACAAAAUAUGGCUCUGUUAUGUCUGUGCAAAUGGGCCGUGAAGAUUGGGUGAUUUUAAAUGGAUAUGACACGAUAAACGAGGCGUUAGUGAAACAAGGAGAAAAGUUCUCCGGUCGACCAAGCAUCUUUUUGUUUGAUGUAGUUGCACAAGGACGGGGCGUCAUAACUGUCGAUUAUGGACAAACUUGGAAAACUUUAAGAAAAUUCGGCCUCAUGACAUUGCGAGGAUUCGGCGUAGGUAAGAAAGGAGUAGAAGAAAAUGUCAUUGAGGAAACUCCACUUCUGAUCGAGAAAUUGACAUCGACGAACGAGCAAUCUUUACGUUGGAAACUUACGUUAGCGAUAUCGAACAUCAUCUGUAGAGUGACAGUUGGGACGAGAUUUGAAUAUACCGACAAGAGAUUCGUGCGCCUGAUUGAGAUCUUUACAAAUUUUUCAAUCGAUGCCUCCGAUGCAAAGAUGUUGGGACUAAUAGCGGCUGCUCCCAUUGUUAGAUUUGUUCCACCAUUUAGCGGAUGCUUGAAACGAGCGUUGAAAGAAAUUGAUGAUUUCAUAGAAAUUUUUUGCGAUAUCAUUGAUGAACACGAAUCGAACUUCGACGAAAAUGAUACUCGAGAUUUUAUUGACGCCUUCCUCAAAGAGAUGAAAUCUAAAGGCAAGAACGAUCCCUGCUUUAAUAAACUUCAACUCAUUCAAUACAUUCGAGAUUUAUUUGAAGCUGGAACUGGAACGACAAGCACUACUUUAUGUUGGGCAAUUCUGUGCUUUGUAAAUUACCCAGAAUGUCAAGAUAAAAUUGCAAACGAAAUUAGGAAAACUUUAGGCGAAGACGGCGUACCAAGUAUGAAGCACAGAGAUGAAAUGCCUUACACUUGUGCCUUCAUACAAGAACUCAUGAGACAUAGAACAUUGGUGCCUCUGGGUGUAUUUCAUAAGACAAACGAGGAAGCAGCACUGAACAAAUACACUAUUCCUAAAAAUACCACGGUUUGUCCGAACAUCUGGUCUGUUCACUUCGACCCAAAAAAUUUCGAAAAUCCGAGAGAAUUUCGACCUGAGAGAUUUCUUGACCGUGACGGAAAAUUUAUAAAAUCGAAUCACGUGAUCCCGUUCUCCGUUGGACCUCGACACUGCCUGGGUGAACAUCUGGCCAGGAUGGAAGUUUUUAUCUUCCUGACAGGAAUUGUACAGAAACUAAGAGUUGUACCUAACCCAGACAUACCCGUGCCUCUUUUCGACGUUGGUGGAUUCAAUGUCGUAACGUACGAACCUCCGGAAUUUGAUGUGACUUUUGAGAAACGUUAAAUAUUGAAAGACAGCUUAGAAUAAAACAGUUUUUCUUUGUUUAAAUAAAUGAAAAUAUUAUGUUAAAUUGUAAUAAUUAUAGGAUGUAUUUACUUGGUUGUAGCUAGGAUGAAUACUAAAUACUACGUUAUUGACCCUUGAAAUAUACACAAGAAUACAACUAGAAAAUUUUCCAGCACAAUGUGAAUAUUUAAAAUACAAUUUAGUAAAUUUGCAAUCUUUAAAACCAGGCUGUAACAAUACGCAAGAUAUUUUUGUGUUGUGUUCGGAAUUCAUCGCAUCCUUCUGAAAAAGAUGUAAGUGUUACCUUGUAUACUUUUUAACAAGUUUAAUACGCCUUUCACUCCAAGCAAUGGUCUAUACCAGAGGUGUUAAACAAGUGACCCGCGGGCCAUAAUCCGUCCCACCAAGCAAUUUAGUGAGACCUUUGUCG